Molecule: messenger RNA, 659 nt
Organism: Hordeum vulgare subsp. vulgare (domesticated barley)
Lineage: Eukaryota; Viridiplantae; Streptophyta; Magnoliopsida; Poales; Poaceae
Product: cyclin-B1-2-like
Exons: 5
Coding region: 78-536 (152 amino acids)
Biological process (GO): proteasome assembly
Cellular component (GO): nucleus; cytoplasm
Source: RefSeq, a predicted model, not a curated record
AAAGAAAGAAAAAACGCAGCGGAACCCAAAGAGAACAGAGAGACAGAGAGAGGAAGAAGCGAGCCUGAGCAGCGGCAAUGGCGAGCUUGAUGACGAAGAAGGAGAUCGGGCAGACCCACGACGUGCUCCGGUUCGGCGUCAACGACAGCGUCAGGGGCGACCUCGCGCCGCCGCACCCCGUCCAGGCCACCAUCCAUAAGGAGACCAAGUUCUGGGACGAGAAGAGGAGGUUCGGGACCGAGGCCAUCUACGGGUCCGCCUUCAACAUCCGCAAGGAUCUGGACGCCCAAAUCCUCUCCAGGCACACUGCAAUUCGUACCGAUUGGGAUUGUCGUAGGUUCCAAAGGCCCCCGGGUGCAUUGCCAUCAUCUAUGCUAGGAUAUGAAGCAAUGACAGGUUCCUUGGAUGAUUUCGGAUUUGAAGAUUACCUUAACUUGCCCCAAGACUCUGACAGCCUGCGCAUACCAGACAUGCACCAUGGGAUGGAGGUUCGGCUUGGCCUGUCGAAGGGGCCUGUCUGCCCCAGUUUCAACUGAUUCCUUCCACCCAUGUAUGUUUGUCUUGUGCUUCCCAUCCAGCAUCUAGACUGUGUCAUGGAUUGGUGAAACAUGAGAACCAAAUAAAUGGGGUAUUACAGCAUCAGUUUGAAUAUCAUGAAA